Molecule: messenger RNA, 537 nt
Organism: Theileria annulata
Lineage: Eukaryota; Apicomplexa; Aconoidasida; Piroplasmida; Theileriidae
Exons: 4
Coding region: 1-537 (178 amino acids)
Source: RefSeq, a predicted model, not a curated record
AUGAGGUCGGAACUGGGUAAAUUAUCACUGGAUUCCACCUUUCUUGAAAGAGAUAACCUCAAUCACCUGAUUGUCAACGCCGAAGCUGAACGUAUGAAAAGAGCGGAAAUACUGAGAAGUGAAGGUGAUAGAGAAAGCGAAAUCAACAUCGCUUUGGCCAAGAGGCAAAUCGAAAUAUUAAAGGCAGAAGGUGAAGCUAAAGCGGAAAAACAAAGAGCAGAAGCAGCUGCCUAUACACUCGAAGUCUUAACCAAUACACUCAAAAAAAAUGGUAAAUCAAGAAUUGUAUAUAAGAGAGUGGCAGAAGCAGUAACGUUAAGACUGGCGGAAAAGUAUAUUGCGGCGUUUGCAAAUUUGGCAAAAACAAAUAACACCAUCAUCCUAUCAAAUAACAACGCAACAACGGAUCUUAUAACACAAGCCACGACAAUAUUUGGCAGAAUAAACUCUCAACUGAAGGAAGAUGUAAAGAAUACACUGGGAUCAGUUGAAAAUACGGAAGAUCUAUUGGCUGUCCCAAAAUCUCAAGAUAAAUGA